AUGGCUACUAAUACUUAUACAACACGACAAGCUGCUUCAAUUGGUCUUCAACCAGGUAAUUUAAUUGGGGAAACACAUUAUGUUACUGAAACCCAAAUAACACCACCGAUAAAACAACGUGUUCGAAAUACAAAACUUUUAAGUACGAAUAUAAGUCGAUGCCAAUGCUGUUGUCCACCAGUUGCAUCAUCCUUAUGUCGUUCAUGUUUAUGUCCUUGCUGGGCUUAUUUACUUAUUGGUAUUCUUCUUGCAUUACUUCUUGCAGCGUUGGCUGUCGAACUUGGUUUUCUGUCUCGUAUGAUUUCUUAA
This is a messenger RNA of Rotaria sordida, 309 nucleotides long. The record is from the annotation of a GenBank genome assembly. Lineage: Eukaryota; Metazoa; Rotifera; Eurotatoria; Philodinida; Philodinidae.